Lethenteron reissneri (Far Eastern brook lamprey) is the source of this 532-nucleotide messenger RNA. Its product is annotated as serine/arginine-rich splicing factor 4-like. The record is from RefSeq and is a predicted model, not a curated record. Lineage: Eukaryota; Metazoa; Chordata; Hyperoartia; Petromyzontiformes; Petromyzontidae.
AUGCCCGGGGAGAGGGAUGGCAAGAAGGAGCACCACAGGGAGGGGAAAAAGCGAGAAAAGCAAAAGGCUCCCGUGGACGACGGUGACGAGGACGAGAGGCCACGCUCGCGCAGUUCAAGAAAGGACGAGCCAAGGAGCAAAGCGAAAAAAUCCGCUCGGGAGUCGCCGAGCAGGGAUCACUCGCGGGGCGACGAUGCUCCCGCCGAUGAUGCUUCGGAGCCCGAGGUCGAAAAGAAGAGGCGGCCGACGGGUAAGGGUGAAGGGGAUGCAAAAAGCAGGGAAAAGAAAAGGCUUCCUCUGGAUGAGGAAGCCAAAACAGCAGCAGCAGCAGCAGAUAAACCCAAGAAGAGGGAGAAAAAGCAGAGUGUGGAAGAGCACGUCGAGGCAAAGCCUAAUGGCAACGUGGAGGAGGAGUCUGAGAAGAAGCCCAAACGUAGGAAAGUGAGGGACGAACAAGAGAAGAGUGAAAGUGAACCACCAAAGAAAGACAAGAGGCAUGGCAGGUCACACGACGAUCAGGCAUGAGACGGAG